AUGUUCCGAAACAACUACGACAACGACUCGGUCACAUUCUCGCCACAAGGAAGAAUAUUUCAAGUCGAAUAUGCGCAAGAAGCUGUCAAGCAAGGAUCGGUGGUGGUUGGGAUUAGAAACGCUGAAGAGCUGUCGUCAUACCAAAAAAAAGUUAUCGCCAUUGAUUCACAUAUGGGAAUCGCCAUUGCGGGGUUAGCUUCCGACGCCCGUGUCCUGUCCAACUUCAUGAAACAACAAUCCUUGUCCUCAAAGAUGACAUAUGGCCGCCCUAUUCCCAUAGAACGCAUUGUUAGUCGGAUUGGCGACCGCGCCCAGACGAAUACGCAGCAUUACGGGAAAAGACCGUAUGGUGUAGGAUUAUUGGUAGCUGGGGUGGACGAGGCCGGACCACAUCUGUUCGAAUUUCAGCCCUCUGGUAUGACACAGGAAAUGCUUGCGUGCGCAAUUGGAGCAAGAAGCCAAAUGGCACGGACAUACUUGGAGAAACAUUUGGAUGAAUUUGCGGACUGUGGGCGGGAUCAGCUCAUUAACCACGCUCUGAAGGCCUUGAAGGAGAGUUUGUCCCAAGACAAAGAGUUAACGAUCGACAAUACCACGGUUGGUGUUACCGGAGUUGGUACGGGCGCAGCGAAAGGGAAAACAGAGACUUUCAAGGUAUAUGACGGUCAAGAGGUUACCUCAUUCUUAGAAGUCAGUGCAGGAGAAGCCGUCCCUUCCACUACGGAACCCCAAGAGGGAGAAUCGAUGGACGUGGACUCUUGA
Messenger RNA from Uncinocarpus reesii 1704, 762 nucleotides. RefSeq names its product proteasome component PRE5. The transcript is spliced from 3 exons. The coding region runs from base 1 to 762 and encodes 253 amino acids. The record is from RefSeq and is a predicted model, not a curated record. Gene Ontology annotation, cellular component: proteasome core complex; proteasome core complex, alpha-subunit complex; nucleus. Lineage: Eukaryota; Fungi; Ascomycota; Eurotiomycetes; Onygenales; Onygenaceae. Gene Ontology annotation, biological process: ubiquitin-dependent protein catabolic process.